Molecule: messenger RNA, 1859 nt
Organism: Eurytemora carolleeae
Lineage: Eukaryota; Metazoa; Arthropoda; Copepoda; Calanoida; Temoridae
Exons: 3
Coding region: 47-1456 (469 amino acids)
Source: RefSeq, a predicted model, not a curated record
CAGACAACAGUUGGACAUGACUCUCUAGGAUUUAUAGUUUAAAAUCAUGGAUCAUACCGAGUACCAUAGGAUACAAGUGAAACAGCGUGAUAUCAGAAAAUAUUCAACUUUUACGCCAGCUGAUAAUAAACAUUCACAUAAUCAGGACAAUAGGCAUGUUCCGAAUAUUCCAAUAAAGAUCGACGAACAAACCCGCAAACUUUACAAUUAUCAACUUAAAUUGAUCGAAGAUCAAAUUCUAGAUGUUCAGAUAAAAUUGAUGGGGAAACAGAAAACUCUUUUACAGGUGAUAGAUAGACAGGAGAGAAUGAUGGGAGAGCAGAGAAAGCUGAUCAAGCACCUGAAGGGGAAGCUUGAGAGCAAGAUGAAGACAGAAAUGAAGGAGAAGGAGGGGAAUGCAGUAGGGAGAAGUGUGGAAAGAGAUGGAAGGAGAAGCUGUGUAAUUAUGAACAGUUUGGAGAGCAAAGCAAUUAAAAGGUUACCGAGCAUGAGAUUUUUGUCAUCUCCAGCAUCUAUGUCAAUACCUAUCCGGGAUUCUCUUAAUAAUCUCCCAGUUUCAAGAGAUGGUCUCACCAAAAGUAGUCCUGUAGCUACACAAGAUGGUCUGAUGUAUAGCAUAAGUAGUCCUGUAGCUACACAAGAUGGUCUUGUGUAUACUAAGAGCAAUACUGUAGCUACACAAAAUGGUCUGGUUUACACUAAGAGCAGUUCUGUAGCUACACAAGAUGGUCUGGUGUAUACCAAGAGUAGUCCUGUAGCUUCACAAGAUGGUCUGGUGUAUACCAAGUGUAGUCCUAUAGCUACACAAGAUGGUCUGGUGUAUACUAAGAGUAGUCCUGUAGCUUCACAAGAUGGUCUGGUGUAUACCAAGAGUAGUCCUGUAGCUACACAAGAUGGUCUGGUGUAUACUAAGAGUAGUCUUGUUGCUUCACAAGAUGAGAAAAGUCGAUUAUCUGCCCCCCUGAGCGUUGAUAUCUCCAACAGCUGUUCAACAAACAAUCCGGAGUCAAAAGGACACGUUGAUCAAACCGAACCUUUAUCUGGAACCACCUGGAGCCAGGACAGUAGUAGUCCUGGUCCCGAGAUUAAUCACACUAAUUAUGAACCCUCAGAUUAUGAAACUUUAAGACAUAUGUUCCACAGUCAGAGUGUGAUGACGAACAAAGCGAAACCGUCGGAACCAAUGACAGAGAAAAUGCUCGAACAUAUCUACAAUUCGUCAAGGAAAAAAGACGAUUUGAUUGGAGAAGACGAUUCGGCGAUCAACUCAGAUGAAAAUGAUUGGGAGAGCGAAGAUGAAGAAGAAUCUUAUUAUAGUGAUGAUAGUUUUGUAACCUUACAAUCCUUUAAUACAGAUACAGAUACAGAUACAGAUACAACUCUUCAGUAUAGUGAUGCAACCAGUGACAGUGCUCUGGGGUCAGAGUCCUUCUGUAUCAACCCUUUUUUCUCUUAAAUAUGAAAGAUUGAAAAAGGAACUGUUCUCGUGUCCUUUCACGCAAAAAUGGCAUUGCCCGACUCACAACGAUACUUAAAAGCUUUGACUGAUCAAGUUUGAAUUAGAUAUUAAUGUUAAUUAUUUUGAAAACUUGUUUUAAUGGGGUUUCUCUGUAAAAGUAACUACUGGAGGAAACCAUAUUGGAAUCAUCAGUAAUAAACCACUUUUAGACCACGAGAUACGACAAAAUUUUCCACAUUAUUGAUCAUGUAAAGGUUUCAAGGGUACUGUUGUAAAUCGGACAUUACCAUCUUUGCAUGGAGGGUAACCUGACAUUAUACUUUUUCUAUUUACUCAAAACUCAAUCCUUAAACAUGUUCAUUUGUAUUUCUUUAUAUCCAACCUGAUCACAUUUUGCAAU